AUGGGGGGGGAGAUUGCUAAGGCCCAAGAGGCGGACCCUCCUGUCAAGAGCUCGGGCCGUCUGACCGCCAAGCAAGCCCGGGUCGCAUUCCCAUUACCACUCCAACAGGACGGUGGGGUACAGAGGCGUACCUUCCAAUCACAAUUGGGCAAAACGCAGACCUCAUGCUUCAGUGAAGCCCCGCCCCCGUCGCCGCCAAGCGAGCAGGGAAGUGAAAAGCAGCGCAGGAGGAAGCGCCGCUCAUAUGACUGA
Messenger RNA from Knipowitschia caucasica, 252 nucleotides. NCBI's taxonomy places the organism in Eukaryota, Metazoa, Chordata, Actinopteri, Gobiiformes, Gobiidae. The record is from the annotation of a GenBank genome assembly.